Leopardus geoffroyi (Geoffroy's cat) is the source of this 4988-nucleotide messenger RNA. RefSeq names its product FA complementation group G (gene FANCG). The coding region runs from base 2732 to 4717 and encodes 661 amino acids. The record is from RefSeq and is a predicted model, not a curated record. NCBI's taxonomy places the organism in Eukaryota, Metazoa, Chordata, Mammalia, Carnivora, Felidae. Gene Ontology annotation, biological process: interstrand cross-link repair. Gene Ontology annotation, cellular component: Fanconi anaemia nuclear complex. Gene Ontology annotation, molecular function: protein binding. The transcript is spliced from 14 exons.
UGUCUUUUUUUUUUUUUUAAAGCAGGCACCACACCCAAGGUGGAGCUUGAACUCAUGACCCUGAGAUCAAGAGUUAUAUGCUCUACCAAGUGAGGCAGCCACCCCAGGCAUUUAAUUUUCUUGACAGUGUUCUUUGAGGCACAAACUUUUUAAAUUUCGAUGAAGUCCAAUUCAUCCUAUUUUUCUUUUGUUGCUUGUGCUUUUUGGCUUCAAAUGUAAAAAAUCUUAUCUAGUGCCACGAUUCAGUUAUAGAAAUUUUUAUCACUCUCACAAAGUCCCUAUACUUUGUUUACAAUGAAUUCCCAAAUUCACCCUAGGCCACUGAUAUGUUUUAGUUUUUCUAAAUUUGCCUUUUAUGGACAUUUCAUACAAAUGGAAUCAUCAAAUAUGUGGUCUUUUGGUCUGGUUUCUUUGACUUAGAAUAUUUUUGAGGUUCAUCCAUGUUGAUGCAUGUAUCAGUUUUUGCCCCUUUUUAUUGCUGAGUCAUAUUCCAUUGUAUGGCUAUGAUCAGCCAAUGGACAUUUGGAUUGUUUUUAGUUUUAUUUAGCUAUUAUGAAUAUUUUUGUAGCUGCUUUGAGUAUUUGCAUACCAGUCUUGGUGUAGACAUAAGUUGUUGGGGUUUUUUUUUUUUUGAGAGAUAGAGGGCGCAAGUGAGCAAGGGGCAGAGAGAGAGAGAGAGACAGAGACAGAGAGAGAGAGGAAGGCAGGGAGGGAGGGAGGGAGAGAGAGAGAGAGAGAGAGAAAUUGAGCUAACCCGAAGUGGGGCUCAAGCUUACCAGAUGCAGGACUCAAACUCACAAAGUGAGAUCAUGACCUGAGCCAAAGUCAGAUGCUUAACUGACUGAGCCACCCAGGAGCCCUUGUUUUUCUUUCUUGAGAGGAUUCCUUGGAGUGGAAUUGCUAUAUGAUUUACUUUUUUAGAAAUUGCCAAACUGUUUUCUAAGGUAUCUAUAAUGUUUUAUAUUCCCACUAAGUAUGAAGGUUUUAGUUUCUCCACAUCCUCACCAACAUUUGGUAUUAUCUGUUUUGUUUUGUUUUGCUGGUGGUGUUUUGUUUUGUUUUGUUUUGUUUUUUAAGUAGGUUCCACACCCAAUGUGGGGCUGGAACUAAGAACUUGAGAUCAAGAGUUGCAUGCUGUACUGACUCUGCCAGCCAGGCACUUUUGGUAUUCUCUGUUUUUGUUUUUUUGUUUUGUUUUAUUUAUUUAUUUAUUUUUUUUGGUAACAGUUUAUUUUAUUUUUGAGAGAGAUAGAGUGUGAGCGAGAGAAGGGCAGAGAGAGACACAGAGAAUCUGAAGCCAGCUCCAGGCUCUGAGCUGUCAGCACAGAGCCAGAUGCAGGACUCGAACCCACGAACCGCGAGAUCAUGACCUGAGUGCCCCUGUGUUUUAUUAUUGUAACUAUGAGUGUGUGUGUAUAAUGGUGUCUCAGGAUUUUAAUUUGCAUUUCCUUGAUAGCUAAUGAUGUUGGUCAUCUUUUUACGUGCUGCUUAGCCAUUCAUGGUUUUGUUUUUUUUUUUUUUUUUUUUUUUUUUUGGUAAAAUGUCUAUUCAUAUUUUUCUGUCUUAAAAUGGUUUAAAUUAUUUUUAUUUUUGAGCUUUGAGAGUUAUGUAUUGUGGAUAGAGAUCUGUUAUGUGUAUGCUCUGCAAAUUUCUCCACUUUAUGAUUUUUCUUUGAAUUUUCUCGAUGGUGCCUUUUUGUAGCACAAGUUUUGUUUUUGUUUUUAAGUUUAUUUCUUUUGAGAAAGAGGUGCGUGGGCUGGGAGGGGCAGAGAGAGAGAGAAUCCAAAGCAGGCUCUGCACCAGUAGCCCAGAGCCCUACCCAGGGCUCCACUUCACCAACCUGAGAUCAUGACCUGAGCUGAAACUGAGUCUGAUGUUUAACCACUGAGACACCCAGGCGCCCCAGAGGUGUUUGUUUUUGUUUUGCCCUCAGAGUUUUUAAUGUUAAUAAAGUUCAACUUAUCCAUAUUGAGUUGAUUUUAUCUCUGGUAAGGGUCACAGUUUUGUUUUUAUAUAUGGAUAUCCAAGUUUCCUGGGUCCAUUUGUUGAAAGAUUCAGAGGUACCUUUGAGCAGUGUGUCCUGCUCAAGCCUAGGGCUUCCGUGGCCAGCAGUCAGACUGCACGAGGUUGAGCAGAAUGUGGUAGCGUGUUAGUGCUCUGUGGUGAGCAAAGAAAGGAAGGGUUGUUGACCAAAAGCCUUGGUCUCCUUUCAGUUGCUUUUGGAAAUAACUUUGCGCCAUGGCUGGGAUUUUUGUGGCUACUUUCGGCCGUACUACGCUUCCCAGCAUGCACUGCUUGGGCCUCCCUUGUGCGGGGCGGCGCCAAGCCAGACCGACCUAGGAGUUUGGCUGCGAGGGAAGGGCUGAGCCACGGGUUUUGGUACCGAGAUCGAUUUCUCAGGGUUUUGGCCUUCCUGAGAGACUAGCAAGCUGAACCUUAAGAAGUACUACCUCUCCACUCAGACACACUCCCAUCCUCUGACCCGCCUUAGCCUCCCUCUUGGUUUGGGCCCUGACUCGUUUCUUCUUCGAGUUUCCCGCGGGGACUAACCCUUGAAGACGACCAACCGCAGCCGAGAUUUUGACGGCCUGGCCAACCAGAGACAAGGUGGAAGAGGCGGGGGUGGGAGCUGGCACAGCGUCCGGGAGAGAGUUUUUCCGUUUCCAUUUUUCGUGUAGGGGGUGAGCCGCCCCUCCUGGGGCCCUAAGGGGAGCAAGGGAGUCACGGGGGGAUGCAGAAGCGCACGGACCCUUCCCCGCUCGGGUGGGGGCCUCGGCGAGGCCGGGCUUACCUUCCAGCAGCACCCUCCAGGGGUCUGGGCCCAGCCUCUGCAACCUUGUCGCACCAGACCCCUCUGGGCUCCUCAGGACUACACGCCAGCUGCCUAGACCUGUGGAGGGAAAAGAAUGACCAGCUAGUUCGACAGGCCAAGGUGGCUCAGGACUCGCGUCAGUUUCUGAGAGGACAGCAGCUGGCCCAAGAUGUGCUGGAAGGAUUCAGGGGACUCCUGCAUAGCCUGCAGGGUCUCCCUGCAGCUGUUCCUGUUCUCCCCUUGGAAUUGACUGUUACCUGCAAUUUCAUUACCAUGAAGGCAAGCCUGGCCCAGGGUUUCACUGAAGACCAAGCACAGGAUAUCCAACAGAGCCUGGAGAGAGUGCUGGAGACCCAGGAGCAGCUUGGGCCCAGACUGGAAUGUGGGCUCAGGGGGCUGUGGGACUCUGUUCUCCAUUAUUCCUCUGUUCUGCUGGAGCUACUCCCUGCCCUUCACCACCUGGCUGGCCUGCAGGCUGCCCUGUGGCUAAGUACUGACUGUCUUGGGGACCUGACCUUGCUGCUGCAGACCUUGAAUGGUAACCAGAGUGAGGCCUCUGAGGAUCUGCUGCACCUUCUGAAAACUUGGAGCCCCCCAGCUGAGGAGUCAGAUGCUCCAUUGACCUUGCAGGAUGCCCGGGGCUUAAGGGAUGUCCUUCUUACAGCUUCUGCCUAUCGCCAAGGCCUCCAGGAGUUGAUCACAGGAAGCCUGCCCAAGGCAUUGAGCAGCCUGCAAGAAGCAGCCUCAGGUCUGUGUCCACGGCCUGUGUUGGUCCAGGUGUACACAGUCUUGGGGACCUGUCUUCGUAAAAUGGGCAAUCCACAAAGAGCUCUGCUGUACUUGGUUGCGGCCCUGAAAGGGGGAUCACCCUGGGGUCCUCCGCUUCUGGAGGCUUCCAGGCUAUAUCAGCAACUGGGGAACACAGCAGCAGAGCUGGAGAGUCUGGAGCUGUUGGUUGACGCCUUGAGUGUCACUCACAGUCCUGAAGCCCCCCAGCUUCUUAUUGAAGUAGAGUUACUACUUCCCCAACCUAACCCAGCCUCACCCCUUCACUGUGGCACACAGAGCCAGGCCAAGUACCUGCUAGCAAGCCGAUGCCUACAGAUAGGAAGGGCAGAGGACGCUGCAGAGCAUUACUUGGACCUGCUGGCUCUGUUGCUGGAUGACUCUGAGCCAAAGUUCUCCCCACCCCCAUCCCGUCCAGGGCCCUGCAUGCCUGAGGUGUUCUUGGAGGCAGCAGCAGCACUGAUCCAGGCAGGCCGAGCACAGGAUGCCUUGACCGUAUGUGAGGAGCUGCUCAGCCGCAUGUCAUCUCUGCUUCCCAAGAUGCCCCAGCUGUGGGAAGAUGCCAGAAAAGGAACCAAGGAGUCACCACACUGUCUAUCCUGGGUCUCUGCCACCUACCUGCUUCAGGGUCGAGCCUGGGUGCAGCUGGGGGCCCAAAAAGAAGCAAUUAGUGAAUUUAGCCGGUGCCUUGAGCUGCUCUUCCAAGCCACACCUAAGGACAAAGAACAAGGUCCUGCUUCCAGCUGUGAGCAGGGGUGUAUGUCAGAUGUGGCACUGCAACAGCUUCGGGUAGCCGCCCUGAUUAGUCGUGGACUGCAAUGGGUGGCCAGUGACCAAGAUACUAAAGCCCUACAGGACUUCCUCCUCAGUGUGCAGAUGUGCCCAGGUAAUCGAGAUGCUUCCUUUCACCUGCUUCAGACUCUGAGGAGGAUGGAUCGGAGGGAUGAGGCCAUUGCUCUCUGGUGGAGCCUGGAGGCCCAAGCUAAGUUGCCACAGGAGAAUGCUGCAUGGUCUCUCCCCCUGUACCUAGAAACCUAUUUGAGUUGGAUUCGUUCCCCUGACCGUGAAACCCUUCUUGAGGAGUUUCAGACAUCUCUGCUGGAACCUUGUGACCUGUAGCUGCCAUGUUUUUAAAAGCCUGAACUGCGGCCCAUUUCUCCAUGGGGAGGGCUUUCUGCUUUACCAGUUUUGGGGAAUAUGGGUGAAACUAAUCAUUCCUAUAUAAAUCUGGCACUGAAGAGGUUGGUAGUAGUCUCGCUAAAUUUGGCCUAGUUACUGCCAUUCUGGUUCCAGAAGAAACCCUCCUUGCCACCAAAAAGGCAAUGACUUUGCUUAUGAUGCCUUUUUUCCUGUUUCUCCUUUUCUUGUGUUGAGUAAAAUCUCAUAUUUA